Molecule: messenger RNA, 1932 nt
Organism: Monascus purpureus
Lineage: Eukaryota; Fungi; Ascomycota; Eurotiomycetes; Eurotiales; Aspergillaceae
Source: the annotation of a GenBank genome assembly
CCUUUCCUCAUCAGCAGGACGUUUCCAUUCUGUUGAUUAUUUCUUGUCCAUAUCUUAUCUAAAUCACUACUAUACAAGUGAUCCUUCAUUUCCCUUCGUUCAUAAUGCCUAUUUCCAACGGAGACGCCCUAGGCUGCAGCAUGAAGGCUGAGAUUGCCGACUACACCAAGGCUCUCGAAGUCCUGGAAAAAGACUAUCCUACCAGAGAUGGCCUGGAUGUCGAUACUCUCCUUGACUCCGACAAGCAUGGUGCGCUGACUUACAACGACUUUCUUAUUCUGCCUGGGUACAUCGGUUUCGCUGCGUCUGAGGUCACUCUCGACACACCCGUUACCAAGCGUAUUACCCUGAAGGCCCCUCUCCUGUCGUCUCCCAUGGAUACUGUCACCGAGCAUAACAUGGCUAUCCAUAUGGCUCUGCUCGGCGGUCUUGGUGUCAUUCACCAUAACUGCUCUCCGGAAGAUCAGGCCGAAAUGGUCAGAAAGGUAAAGAGAUACGAGAACGGUUUCAUCCUCGAUCCUGUUUGCCUUUCGCCAAAGUCCACUGUUCGCGAGGCCAAGGAUUUGAAGACCAAGUGGGGAUUUGGUGGCUUUCCCGUAACUGAGAACGGAACGCUUCGUUCCAAGCUUAUUGGAAUGGUUACUACCAGAGAUAUCCAGUUCCACCAAGCUAUGGACGAGCCGGUAACUGCUAUCAUGUCCACCGACCUUGUGACUGCACCAGCUGGUACAACUCUGUCCGAGGCAAAUGAGGUUCUCCGGAAAUCCAAGAAGGGCAAGCUUCCAAUUGUUGACAAGGAGGGCAACUUGGUAUCACUGCUGUCCCGGACAGAUUUGAUGAAGAAUCUUCACUACCCCUUGGCGUCUAAACUUCCCCACUCCAAGCAGCUAAUCUGCGCUGCUGCUAUCGGUACUCGUGAACAGGACAAGGAUAGACUUAAGCUGCUUGUUGAAGCAGGUCUUGACAUCGUUAUCCUGGACAGCAGCCAGGGUAACAGCAUCUUCCAACUCGAAAUGAUUAAAUACAUCAAGAAGACUUUCCCUCAAAUUGACGUUAUUGCCGGUAACGUCGUGACUCGGGAACAGGCUGCUGCCUUGAUCGCUGCUGGUGCCGAUGGCCUGAGAAUUGGCAUGGGCAGUGGCAGCGCUUGCAUUACCCAGGAAGUCAUGGCUGUCGGACGGCCUCAGGCCGCCGCCGUGCGGAGUGUUUCAUCUUUUGCUGCUCGCUUUGGUGUUCCUUGCAUUGCCGAUGGUGGUAUCCAGAAUGUCGGCCACAUAGUCAAAGGACUUGCCAUGGGAGCUACAACUGUCAUGAUGGGCGGUCUGCUUGCUGGCACAACCGAGUCUCCUGGAGAAUACUUCGUUAGCAACGAAGGCCAACUUGUCAAGGCCUACAGAGGAAUGGGUAGCAUUGCUGCUAUGGAGGAUAAGAAGGCCGGCACUGGCGGAAAGGACAGCAAGGCCAGCAACGCUGGAACUGCCCGGUACUUCUCUGAAAAGGAUCGCGUCCUGGUUGCGCAGGGCGUUGCAGGCUCUGUUCUUGACCGUGGCUCUGUCACCAAAUUCAUUCCUUAUCUCGUCGCUGGUGUUCAGCACUCUUUGCAGGACAUUGGUGCCCGCAGUCUGGAUGAACUGCAUGAGGGUGUUAACAACGGCACUAUUCGCUUCGAGAUGAGAAGCGCUAGCGGUCAGGCCGAGGGUAACGUCCAUGGUCUGCACAGCUACGACAAGAAGCUCUACGCUCAGGCAUAGAUUUAGCAGUCUCAUUCUGAUAUACACGCGUUUUGACAUGGCCGGUUAUUGAUGAUUUGAAAACAAAAGUGAUGUCUUGUUGGAUAGGAGUUGGUGCAGGGCUAAUAUGUAAAUUUCUUAUGAAAAAUUUAUCUCAUGUAUUGUUAAAACACGCUGUCCAAGUGAGGUAAUGCUUUAUCGA